UCUCACUUUGUUCGUAUUCGUAUUCGUAUCGUAUCACACAAAAAACACGAAAGUAUUUCAUGACACAUCUAUCGCAGAGUUCUUGGGCAAUUUUGAAAAAAUUAAUUUUUUUCUUCAAGAUCUCUCAUUCUCUAUCAUCAAGAACUCGAAGUACGUAGAAGGUGAAUUUUUCUGAAUGGCAAGAAAUAUCAACGUGAUAUCCAUUACACUUACCAUAGCAGCAUAAAACAGUGAAUUUCAACCGGCUGUCAAGCAAUGGAAGAAUAUGUUGCUGAAAAUGAAACGAACACCGGGAAGUUUUCGGAUGAACCGAAAGAUGUCAACAUAAACUAUUUCGACAUCGCAUCAAAAUUAUUGAAUGAUCGUUUAUUGCUCACUGCUUUGGAACUACAUUGCGAACUGAGUGAAGCAGGAAAAGAAGUUCCUCAGUUGAAGGAAUUCUUCUCAAAUCCGGGAAAUUUUGAACAACCAUGUGUUCGACCAGAAUUAUCACCUACUAUUUUGACGCGAUGGUCAAGUCAAGCUACUUUGGAUUCCUUGGAUAUGACACGUUAUUCGGAAGAUGGCGAAAAAGUUGUCGAUGAUCGUGUUGCUGUGUUGGAAUUUGAGCUACGUAAAGCUAAAGAAACUAUAAAUGCAUUGAGAACUAAUCUUACGGUAGCGACAGAAUGCGAAACUCCAACAAGCAAUAAGAAUUCUAAAAGUUGCAUUUAUGAUCCAAUCAAACCACACGAGCAACGUGCCCUUAAUUACCUCAUUAAUGAAUAUUUACUAAUGCACGGUUAUAAGCUAACGUCGAUUACAUUCGCCGAUGAAAAUGAAGAUCAGGAUUUUGAAGUAUGGGAUGAUGUUGGAUUAAAUAUACCAAAACCACCUGAACUAUUGCAUUUAUACAGAGAUUCUAUGAGAAGUAGUCAUGUGUUACAUGCCACUUAUCAAACUACUUUUACACAAACUGAUUAUUGCAUUGAGGAAGUAGAAUUACUGGUAUCGCAGUUGGAUAAACUGAACGAAAGAAUAGCUGAAUUGGAACAAGAAAAUAAGGAACUUUAUUCUUCCUUAGAAAACAUGAAGGCAGAUACAGAUGGUUUAGAAACUGUAACCACUCAUUUUGCAGCACCAACUUCAGAAUCGGGUUCUUUACCAGACCAUUUUAUUAUGGUAGAUUCUAAUCAGUUAGUCACCGCUGAAUCUAACACCAACUUGGAUCAGAAUAAUAAAACGCCCGAUUUAUCGGAAUCAGCUCCAUCAAAAUUUAUCGAUGUAGUAGAAACAAUUGACUCGGAUGAAUCGACAUCACACAGUAACGAAUGGCUUAAGCUCAAUGAAAAUGAAAUCGAAAAGAAAACCAACGAUAAAUGUGAUAUAUUGGGCAUCUUGGCUGAAAAUUCGGAUAGGCAUGUUCCUGUACAUUUCCAGAAAGAAGUCCUUAAUCGAUGUUACGUCGAAGUUGGAUCGAUGCCUGGACAUUGUUUAUUGGAACAGUUUGAUAGUGAAGAUAUUUUACAUAAAUUUGUACACAUAAUUGCCGGAACUGUUCAUAAAAUUGUUUCCAACAUUCCACCUAAUUUUAGAGAGGAUUUAAUUUUAUUAAUAGCUUAUACAAUUCUUCAUCAUCCAGUCAGUAGCAUCCGGGAGAAAUUGAUACAAUUAUUAUUCAAUUUGAAAAAGAAGCCGAGAGACGACGAAAGAAAAGCAAUUCUAUCUAGUUUGAUUUGGUUAGCAUGUAAUGCAGAUAUAAGUUUAGUGGAAAAUGAAGUUCUUCCUCUUUGUUGGGAAGAAUUGAGUCAUAAAUAUAUCGAAAAAAGGUUGCUCAUUUCAGAAUUGUGUUGUGCUCUUGCACCAUUUCUGUCGAGUAUAUCCAGAAGUUCAUUAUUGUUAUCAUUGUUGCAACAAAUACUGCUCGAAGAUAAAGACGACCGAGUGAAAGCUUCCGCCAUUAAUUCUAUUUCUUUCAUUACUACAUUCAUAGACGAUGAUAAUAAAUACGCGCAGUGUGAAGAAUUAUUGUUUACCGCUUUGCAAGAUAGUUCCAGUGGCAUAGUGGAGAUUACCACGCUGACUUUACUCCCCGUGUUGACCAAAUGGGCAUUUGAUAUUGAUAAAUUGCAGUCUCACUUAAUUCCAAGAUUAUUACGCUUAUUGGAAACGCAAAUCAAGACUGCUGCUGUUCAGCAUAAAGGUGAUCAUGGGUCUCCAUUUAAGCAGAAUUUUCUUUGGGAAACCAAAUGUAUUUGGACAGUGUCCGCUAUUAGAAGUAUUUUACCUUAUUUGGUGAUGCAUGUCACCACAGCUCCAAUCGUGUUACAGUCUAUCAAUUCUAAUUUACCUCAAUCGAUAUCGAGAACUGGGUUUUCGGACGUGUGUCGUGGUUUAUGUAAUCCUGCCAUAUUUUAUGAAGGUAAAAAUAGCUUAGGUGAAAUCGUACGUGCUUUUGAUGCUAUCGUUGAAAACACCGACUGGUCUCAGUUGGAGUGGCUUUUGACAGCUGUGAUUUCGAAAUUCUUAGAAUUCUUAGUUCAAGUAAACGUUUCUCAAGAAGAAUUACUGAAAGCGUUUAUAACCUUGUUUCAUUCCAUUACUUCGGGUUUCGGUAAAACUGCUGUUGAUGCGAAGAUUAAACCAUUGUUUCAAGAGCAAUUGAAAAUUAUCGAAUCAAAAUUAGCUGAUGUUUCGAAAGAGUUACCUAAUUUAUCCAUUUUGCCGGUGUACUUAUUUUCAGUUGUGGUUCCUCUACAAGAAGUGCAAGAUUUACAAAAUACUUUUCGCAGAUUUCUAUUCAUAUUACCUAUUUCGGGGUAUCCUAUUAACAUAUUGGAAUUUUGCGUUAAGGAGCUCAAUCAGAUUAAUUUCGCGCAAGAAAUAUUAUUAUCAGUAUUAUGGGAAGGAGUUGUUCAUAGCAGAGAAGCUGUAAGAUCAGUGGUAGUGAAAUUGUUUUCUUCUAUCAUUCCGUCCUCGUCUGAUUUUAUUAUAGUCAAUCGCAUAAUGCCUGCCAUUGUAACUCUUUCAAAUGAUGCUGAUUUAGGUGUGAAGACAGCAACUAUACAAGUUUUUGGUACCCUAAUCAAAGAAACUUCCAAUAAAGAGAUUUCCGAUAAAUGUUGCUUCCAAUUGCAAACAUUCCUCAGCGAGCAAAAUUUGUUAGAUAACCAUACUACUUUAGUGCAGCUAAUAUAUACUUUCGGUCAAAUUGCUUCAGACUGCGAUUUCGCUUUCAGAGAAGACGUUAUAGUUCCGCAACUUUCCGCUUUUGCUGCGUCUACUUUACAAUUAACGAAUCAAACUAGAAAACAAGAACUUUCGCGUGUACUUUUAGAUGCGUACAGCGCCGUGAUUUAUUGUUCUUUUACAAAAAGUACCAUCACUAGUGCACUUCUUCCUGGAUUAAGAUGCUUAGAAGCUAUUUGUGCUGAUUCAAUGGCUCAUCGUGAAACUAUUUCUUCGAUGAUCAAAGAGGUUGAAGCAAGAUCUGGUCUCACUGAACCCACGAAUAAUUCAAAUUUAUCUUCGGUAACUGCGAACAUGGGACAAGAAGUUAAGCAACGAAUGUCCAAAAUAUUCCAAACGCCCAUUUCAAAACAGAAUAAAUUUUGGAAAAAAUAGGCGAACGUUCAAGUAUUUUAUUUUAUUUAUUUUUCUAAUUGACAUUGCAUGCAAUACCACCUAUUCAUCGUAGAUUUGUUUCUAAUGGAUAAAAAUUUGUAUCAGGUAUGCAGUAUACUUGAUUAUAAAAUCGCAUAUCAGCUUCCACUAAUUCUUUUGUGUUACUUAGUGUAACUAUUUACGUGUGUAUUGUUCGGAAGUAAUUGUAACAUUUCUUCCGAAAAAUUUAAAUUGUUGUUAUGAUGUGUGAUAUAAAUAUUACAAAAAUGUGAUUUAUCUGUUAUAUGUAUGCUAUUAUAUAGGUGUACUUAUGUAUUUUAUUUGUGAUUGAUAGAGUGUGAUUCAUAUCAAAUAUGAACGAUUUAAUUUUUGUUUCAACUUUUUAUACAGUAUUGUUAUUUCAAAAACUAAUUUCUCAUAAAUAAAUAAUUUUGAAGGAAAUAAAAAGUACGAUAUACAGGUACAUAUAUUUUUUGGA
Planococcus citri (citrus mealybug) is the source of this 4081-nucleotide messenger RNA. RefSeq names its product RAB11-binding protein RELCH homolog. Gene Ontology annotation, molecular function: protein binding. Gene Ontology annotation, biological process: intracellular cholesterol transport. The transcript is spliced from 24 exons. The coding region runs from base 256 to 3603 and encodes 1115 amino acids. The record is from RefSeq and is a predicted model, not a curated record. NCBI's taxonomy places the organism in Eukaryota, Metazoa, Arthropoda, Insecta, Hemiptera, Pseudococcidae. Gene Ontology annotation, cellular component: recycling endosome; trans-Golgi network.